UGUAGGAACAUUGAACAGUAUUGCAAAUUUUAUUAUUGUGAGCUAUAACGUUGACGGUGUGUGAGUUAAUAAUUAAAAUGGCGAAUUGAGAACUGUAUUCUUGAGUGUUUUGUAAUAAUUCUCUGAAAUAUUGAUAGAAGACUUGAAAAAGUCGUUUUUAUACACAGUGUUACUUAUUGAGCUAACUUUAACAUGCGUUCGGUAGUAGAAAUUGGGGCGAGUGUGCCUGCUUUUCUAGGAAAAUUAUGGAAACUGGUGAAUGAUACGGAGACGAAUCAUCUGAUUUCUUGGAGCCCUGGUGGGAAAACAUUUGUUAUAAAAAACCAGGCAGAUUUUGCAAGGGAGCUUCUUCCUUUGUACUACAAACAUAACAAUAUGGCGAGCUUCAUUAGGCAAUUGAAUAUGUACGGAUUUCAUAAAAUAACUUCCGUGGAAAAUGGUGGUUUGCGAUAUGAAAAAGAUGAAAUUGAAUUUUCUCACCCCUGCUUUAUGAAAGGUCAUGCAUAUUUAUUGGAACACAUAAAACGGAAAAUUGCCAAUCCAAAAUCACUUGUUGCUAGCAAUGAAAAUGGUGAAAAAGUUCUUAUGAAGCCAGAAAUAAUGAACAAAGUGCUAUCUGAUGUAAAACAAAUGAAAGGCAAACAAGAGUCUCUUGAUGCUAAAUUCAGUGCAAUGAAGCAGGAAAAUGAAGCUUUAUGGAGAGAAGUGGCAAUUUUGAGGCAAAAACACAUUAAACAGCAGCAAAUUGUAAACAAUCUUAUCCAAUUCCUGAUGUCACUUGUACAACCACCUAGAGCAUCUCCUCAAACUAAGAAUGCUUGUGGUGUAAAGAGGCCCUACCAGUUGAUGAUAAACAAUGCUGCGCAUAACUCUGCAACAGAUUCUUCUUACCCAGGAAAACUAAAGAACUUGAAACUAGACAAAGAAAGUAUAAUGGAUGAAUUGAGUGAAGAUAAUCUAGAGGAUGGACCCACUAUUCAUGAAUUGGCACAUGAUGACAUGUUACACAAUGAUGGCACCCAGGACUCAAUAAAUGAAUCAGAUUUUAUUACUGUUGAUAUGCCUAAUAUGUCCAAUGCUAUGAAUAGCCACAGCCCAACUGAUCCUUCUACAUCCAUUUAUCAUGUCACUAUGGAAGAUGGGGAUGAUGCAGAUGCAGGUGUGACCCGGUUAGUAUACCCAGUAACCCCAAGAAAUGGUAUGCAGAGGGCAAAUGACACCAUACCAAUCAUAACAUCCGCUUCACCAACAUCAGUCACUCCAGUAAUAAACCAACCAACAACAGCUGAAGCAGCUGUGAGCAAUGCGAUGGGAUCACCACAUAUUGUUGUUAAAAUUGAAGGACAAGUGCCAUCGAAAUCAAAAGGUCGCAACCAAUCUGUCAACAAGGGUGCUACAACAUCAACUGGAAAAACGAUUCUUACUGGAAAUUACAACUCAUUGAAUCCAUCAGCUGAUCUGAAACUCCCAGCAGAAAUUUUUGCAAGUGAUGAUUCUGUCAGUGAUACUGGAGCUACUGCUGCUGAUGACAUAAGCAUGCAAAAUGCAUUGCAAGAUCUAGUGGAUGAGUCUCUUUUACCAGCAUCUAAAGACAAAAUGCUAGGUGGCAUAAACAUUAAGAUAGAAGGGGCUGGAGAAACAUCAAACUCUAACAAAAAAUCAAAGAAGGGCACCAAAAGCAAUGAGAACACAUUGAAUCUUGCUGACAUCAAAACUGAACUCCAGGAUGAUUUUGAUUGGAACACCAUGACCUUAGCUACUGUAAACAACAAUACUAACAAAUUCCAGACAAGGAAUAGGAGAGAUAACCUCAGCAAAAAUCGGGAGGAAUAUUCUUCCCUCUAUGGAACAAAUUCAAACAAGAAUGAUAUUGAUGACCAUUUGGAUGCAAUGCAGACAGACCUUGAAUCUUUAAGAGAGCUACUGCGAAGCGAUAGCUAUACAUUUGACACCAACACAUUAUUGGGGCUAUUUGGUUCCGAUGAUCCAUUCUACGGGCUGCCAUAUAACUCGAUGGAUGACAGGGCGAAAACUACCAACAAUGUUGAAGGCAAUCAGCUAAUCUCGUAUACAGGGAAUAUUCCAGACUUUGAGGAUAUAAACAUGCCAGAUCUGGAGUGUGAUAACUCUCAGGAUCCGUGCGUGUCGUCCUCUCCCAGCAGUUCGACGCUGAACACGCCACAGAUGCAGGUUCGUUCGCCUUCUUUUUCUCUGAAACCAUGAGGAAAGCCUAAAAGACGACGGCACAAGAAGAAGCGCUCGUCUAGCAAGUGAACGUUUUAGUACAUCACUUUGAUAAUACAUCGCGUGGACUGAGUUCUAUAACUGAUUAGUGUAGUCUAAACAUGUAACUGAGGAAGAAUACGAAACAAGUAAUUUAUAAAAUUACUUAUAGUCCAGUUUUUGUUGAUUGAGUUGUCAAAAGUAAUUAACUUUCAUUUGCUGUAUCUUUUCCAUACUUAUAGUACCUAUAAAGCAAUGAUUUCCAUUACCAAUUUCAAAUGUUGAUAACAUGAUUUUAAGUUUUGAAAAAUAAUCUAAUGCAGAAUUUAACCAAAAAUACUAGGUAGGUGUAAGCUCUUAUUCUUUUGUCUAUUUAAUAUUUUCCACCCAGUGCAAUAACGAGUUGCGAGCAAAAGCUAAUGUUACAUAUAUACUGUAGUAGCCGCAUAUUUAUUAAGGUAUCGAGCUUCAAAGUCUAUUUCUUUUGUCAUAAAUGAUAUCAGUGUAAUAUAUUCACAGUACAUACAAAUAUAUUUUUUAUAAAAAUUGACUAAUGAGAAAUUUGUGAUUACUUGUAUAAGCUCGCAUGAUGAACAAUAAAUAAAAUAAUUUGUUUUGUUUGUAGUAGAUAAACUUUUGUAUAUGACCACUUUGUAAAGUAAUAUAAUAGUGAUAACAUGUAAGUAUGUUUAUCGAGUGACUGAGGUUCUUUGCACUUUAAAAUAAUUAAUAAGACAAAGUUAAUGGAAGUCGUCCCAAACUAAAAUAUGGAUAAACAGCAUGCGUUUGUCGCUAUAAUUGCUUGGUGCCUUAUGAAGGAUAAUAGUUACAGUGAUUUAAAUUGAAAUAUAAACAACACCAUGGCAUAGAUUUUGUUCGAAUAUUAUGUAGGUAAUAGAAAAUACCAUAAGAGUGAUAUAAAUUUUGUUUGACAAAACUUAAUUAAAUGGAUCUCAGAUGGUGAUAUGGAUGUCCUAUAGAAUUGAGGUCAAGGCGUACUGUACCGACUUUGUUACACCUCGACGAUUAACAUAUUUCUAUUUGGUCAUUAACUUAUAUCUAGGACGACAGAACAUCACAAAAUGCUAGACGCCGCCUUCCUUACUGUUAGUCUUAUAUCUUUGUAUGUAUCUUUCUUCUUAUUUACUCAGAGCAUAACAAUGCUAUAUAAAUGGAGCCAUUAUAAAAACUCUCAGGUAAUUAAGCGAAUUGUGAGAUUUCACCUCGCGGUUUAGUUAGUUUCUUAGCAAUUAGUACUUAUUAGCUUAAACUCGGACCAAAGCUGCGAUUUAUAGAGGCCCGUACAGUAUGUCAUGAUCUUUAAACUCAUAUUUAGAGGUGACUAAAAAGUUUAAUCAACUUAAGCUACAAAAUUAUCAACUUAUUUCGAUGUGUCGUCGAUGUAUCACAACUUUUACUUUUUAUUGUGCCUGCAUAGGUAGGUACUGCUAGGUAAUCACACUAAAAUGUGUUUAUUUAUUUUGGUGCAAAAAAACCAAUUUUUGUUUAUAUUGUAUCUAAUUUAAAUAGCAGUAUGACUGCCUUUGUUGAAAUUUGCACAGGGAUAUUUAAAAAAUAUUUACCAAAAUUUAUGUAAAAAAGAUUUAAGAAUAAUUCGCUCAUUUGUACUAUAGAAAAUGUUAAUUCGUCAUUGUUGACAGGUUAUAUACUUUGUGUAUAUAAGAUAUAAGUAUAUAAUCAUUAUAAUUAUUAUAAUGUUAUGUAAGUCUUAAUUUUAGAGUGUUAUCAACCCUAACGCAAUCGUCAUCAGCAAAUUAGAAAGUAUUAUAAUAAACUUGCAUUUCCUCAUUUUUUCUCGCAUAAAAAUAUGUAUUUUGUAUUUAUAAAAGCCUAUUUCGAAAAGUAAUUGUAAAUCUGUAUAGAUAGCAGAGAUGCUUCAAGAAUUUGUAACUUCAAAUGGAAUCCUGUUACCCAUUCCGUCACUGUAACUAAGCCCUUUUGCAUAUAAAUAAGUAAUGCUACUUAGGUGUACACUGCAGAACUACAUAAAUAUAUUUACAAAAUAAUUUUAUUAUAGAACUGGUAUAUACAACCACAAUAGAUUUAGCAAUUAUUUUUAACUACAGCCAUUGUAUUAUAACAUUAAAAUAUGUUUAUGAACAAAUUCUGGUAAGAUUAAGGUAAAUCAAGUAUGUAAGAAUACAUUAUCUAUGUUUAAUAUAAGUUAUUUUUAAAUU
Molecule: messenger RNA, 4421 nt
Organism: Spodoptera exigua (beet armyworm)
Lineage: Eukaryota; Metazoa; Arthropoda; Insecta; Lepidoptera; Noctuidae
Source: the annotation of a GenBank genome assembly